AUGGCCACAAUAAAUACUAUUUUCAAAGAUGUGCUCUCCUACAAUGGCACCUUAAAUACUAAAUAUGCAGACUUUACAUCAUCCAAACAAUCAAAUGUUUCGGGAAAAUGCAUUUUCUAUAGUAAUUUUGUAUUUCGUGGUUUUCUGUAUUGGCAUGGCAUCGUUGUAGAUCCUUCGGGGAACUUCUACUACAGGUGGCUGGCUGUGACGUCAGUGGCCGUCGUCUAUAACAUCCUUCUUAUCGUGGCUCGCUCGGCAUUCGGAGAACUCCAACGGAAGUACGUCGCCUUAUGGAUUACAUUGGAUUACCUCAGUGACCUGGUCUAUCUUAUAGACAUGGGUGUGAGAUUAAAGACAGGUUACUUGGAGCACGGAUUGAUGGUUAGAGAUACCAAAAAAUUGCGAUUGAAUUAUUUGAGAUCAAAAUCGUUUCGUUUCGAUGUUGCUAGUAUUUUACCAACUGAUCUUUUCUAUAUCAUAACCGGUAUUAAUGUGCCGGAAUUACGGUUUAAUCGCUUACUCCGUUUUACCAGACUUUGGGAAUUUUUCGAUCGGACAGAAACCCGUACAAAUUUCACUAAUUUGUUCCGGAUUUGUAAACUAGUACUGUACAUUCUUGUGAUUAUUCAUUGGAAUGCCUGCGCUUAUUUUGCCAUCAGCCAUUCGAUUGGAUACGGGGCAGACGGUUGGGUUUAUCCAAAUAUUUCAGAAAAAAAAUUCGCACCUCUAACGCGAAAAUACAUUUAUAGUUUUUACUGGUCAACUUUAACAUUGACUACAAUUGGGGAAACACCGGUCCCCGAACGUGAUGAAGAAUAUUUAUUUGUGGUGGUAGACUUCUUAAUCGGUGUUUUAAUCUUUGCCACUAUUGUUGGUAAUGUCGGAAACAUGAUAACAAAUAUGAACGCUCAGCGCGCCGAGUUCCAACAAAGGAUGGACGGCGUUAAGCAAUAUAUGGAGUUUCGUAAAGUAAGUAAAGAACUUGAACAACGUGUGAUUAAGUGGUUUGAUUAUCUAUGGACCAAUAAACAAUCUCUGAAUGAAGAAGAGGUUCUGUCGGCGUUGCCAGACAAGCUAAAAGCCGAAAUGGCCAUUCACGUCCAUUUGGACACGCUGAAACAAGUAAGGAUAUUUCAAGACUGCGAGCCCGGUCUUCUCGUUGAACUAGUUUUGAAACUAAAGUUGCAAGUGUUCAGUCCCGGAGAUUACAUCUGCAGGAAGGGCGACAUUGGUCGUGAGAUGUACAUCGUCAAAAGAGGACAAUUGCAGGUAGUAGCCGAUGAUGGCAUUACCGUCUAUGCUACAUUGACUGACGGAAGCGUGUUUGGAGAAGUAAGUAUUUUAAAUAUUGCCGGAAAUAAAACUGGGAAUCGCAGAACGGCCAAUGUCCGAAGCAUUGGAUAUAGUGACUUGUUUUGUCUCUCUAAAAAUGACUUAUGGGAUGCUCUGACGGAGUAUCCCGCUGCUAAGAAACAACUGAUUGAACGGGGGAGGCAGCUGUUGCUAAAAGACAAUCUUCUAGACGAGGAAGUGCUUAAAAAGCAAGAAGAAAAUGAAGAAAGUACUUCUCAAGUAGUAACACGGCUGGAGACUAGCUUAGACACGUUACAAACACGGUUCGCUCGCUUGUUGUGUGACUUCAACACGACACAGCAAAAGUUAAAACAACGCAUAACCAAAUUAGAGAAAGUAUUAGCACGAGACGAUGACAGCGUGUCGAAAGUCUCCGACCAGUCCAAUAAUACCGAGACGUAGCUAUAAACAAACACGCUACAAGCGAACACUUAUAACUUCUUUCAAAGCCACAGUUCCGUAAAUAAAGACAGCAACAUGGUGAAGCAAAAAGUUGCGGCCAUGUUGGUAGCGGGCGACAGGAGGAGCAGCAGCAGAGAUAAAUAGCAUCAACUGCAGGAUUAAGCGUGUAACAGUAGCAGCAGCAGCAGCAGCAGCAGUGACGGUAGCAGCUGCAGCAACAACAGCAGCAGCAAAGGCACAUAACAUCCAUCAGCUGCAGGCAGCAUCAACGACCGUUUCAGCAACAGCAGCAGCAGCAGCAGCUACAUGCAUCAUCAUCAUCAUCAUCGUCAUCACCAUCAUCACCAUCAUCUUCAUCGCCGUCGUCGUCGUCAACACCACCACCACCACCACCACCCAUCACCACCACCGCCAUCUUCUUCAUUACCAACAUCACCUUCUACGUUGUUAUUGCUCCAGCUGUUACAUUAACUAUUGACAUCUGUUACAAUUGCUUUUAUCGCCGACAUCACCACCAUUAUCACCGAUGAUGGUAGCCAUGGUGUCGGCGAUAAUAAUGAUUUUGGUCAAGGUUGUUCUGAUCAUCAUAAUCCUCUUUUAUUGUUACUAUUAUUUUUUUUAUUAUUAUAAUUAUAAACAGAUCAUUGUUAUUAACACAAUAAAGAAUCUAUUAUCAUUA
Molecule: messenger RNA, 2434 nt
Organism: Octopus bimaculoides (California two-spot octopus)
Lineage: Eukaryota; Metazoa; Mollusca; Cephalopoda; Octopoda; Octopodidae
Product: cyclic nucleotide-gated channel alpha-3
Biological process (GO): monoatomic cation transmembrane transport
Cellular component (GO): plasma membrane; intracellular cyclic nucleotide activated cation channel complex
Molecular function (GO): protein-containing complex binding; intracellularly cGMP-activated cation channel activity; cGMP binding
Source: RefSeq, a predicted model, not a curated record